AUGGGGAACAAGUCGUCGAAGCUACCGCCACAGGAUCUCGAAUCGCUGACCAAAGACACUUACUUUGACAGGAGGGAGAUUAAGCAGUGGUACAGGGGAUUCCACAAGGACUGUCCGAGUGGCGAGCUCGACGAGCGCAGCUUUGCAGAAAUCUACAAGCAAUUCUUUCCAUUCGGCGACCCUUCCAGCUUCUCGAAGCAUGUUUUCAAGGUAUUUGAUACUGAUCGUAACGGGCGAAUCAAUUUCAAAGAGUUCCUCUCCGCCCUAUCUGUCACUAGCAGGGGCAAGCUCGACGAGAAACUGAAAUGGGCUUUCCAGCUGUACGAUAUAGACGACGAUGGUACGAUAACGUAUGACGAAAUGCUCACUAUCGUGCGGUCUAUCUACCUCAUGUCAGGCACUAUCGUAAAACUACCUGAAGAUGAAAACACUCCCGAGAAACGCGUCAGCAAGAUAUUCGCUGCUAUGGAUAAGGAUAAGAACAGCUCACUCGAUUAUAACGAGUUUGUUGAGGGUUCUAAGAAAGAUGAAACUAUCUUGCAGGCUCUGAGCUUAUACGAUGGCCUGGCCCCACCAGCAGAACCAGAAUUCGAGCAAGCUCUUCACGAGGUCGAAAGCACUUUGGCUCCUCUCUUUGAAAAGCAGCCGGAGUACAAGAAGGCUCUCAAAGUGAUCCAAGUCCCAGAACGUGUCAUCCAAUUCCGCGUUCCAUGGGAGAACGACAACGGUGAAGUUGAAGUCAAUAUCGGUUACAGAGUCCAAUUCAACUCUGCUCUCGGUCCAUACAAGGGUGGCUUGAGAUUGCACGAAACUGUCAACCUUUCCAUCUUGAAGUUCCUUGGAUUCGAACAGAUCUUCAAAAACGCCUUAACUGGCUUGCAGCUUGGUGGUGGCAAGGGUGGUUCCUGCUUUUCGCCAAAGGGCCGCUCGGAAAAUGAAAUCCGCCGUUUCUGUCAGUCCUUCAUGACUGAAUUGUCAAAGCACAUUGGUCAAGACACUGAUGUUCCAGCUGGUGACAUUGGUACCACUGGUCGUGAAGUAGGCUACAUGUUCGGCCAAUACAAGAGACUCCGUAACGAGUUCACCGGUAUUCUCACCGGUAAGGCUCUCGCAUGGGGUGGAUCCCUUAUCAGACCAGAAGCCACUGGUUACGGUGUUGUCUACUAUGUUGUUGAAAUGCUCAAGUACUUUAACGAGACUGUUAAGGGCAAGCGUACCCUCGUUUCUGGCUCCGGUAACGUCGCUCAAUACGCUGCACUCAAGGUCAUUGAGCUCGGUGGCUCGGUCCACUCUCUCUCCGACUCAAGGGGCACCGUCAUCUCUGCAAGUGGAUUCACUCCAGACGAAAUUUUCGAAAUUCAAGACCUCAAGGCCAAAUUUGGUUACCUUAACGACUGGGUUAAGUCGAAAGGUGAUAAAUUCGUUUACCACGCCGGUGCACGUCCAUGGACUCUUGUCGACAAGGUUGACAUUGCGCUUCCAUCUGCCACCCAAAAUGAGGUCUCUGGCGAUGAAGCCAAGGCACUCAUCAAGGCAGGUUGCAGAAUUGUCGCUGAAGGAUCAAACAUGGGCUCAACACAAGAGGCCAUCGAUGUCUACGAGUCAACCCUUCAAACCGACAAGCCAUUGUGGUAUGGUCCAGGUAAGGCUGCCAACUCUGGUGGUGUUGCUGUGUCUGGUCUCGAAAUGGCUCAAAACUCAGCAAGAAUCCAAUGGACUGCUCAAGAUGUUGAUGCUCGUCUCGAAAUCAUCAUGAAGGAGUGCUUCCAGAACUGCUUUGAAGUCGGUCAGAAGUAUGGUGCUGGUAGGGGUUACCCAUCCCUCGUCACCGGUGCCAACAUUGCUGGAUUCUUGAAGGUUGCUGAUGCUAUGAAGUCUCACGGUGACUGGUACUAA
Messenger RNA from Wallemia ichthyophaga EXF-994, 1896 nucleotides. Its product is annotated as NADP-specific glutamate dehydrogenase. The transcript has 6 exons. The coding region runs from base 1 to 1896 and encodes 631 amino acids. NCBI's taxonomy places the organism in Eukaryota, Fungi, Basidiomycota, Wallemiomycetes, Wallemiales, Wallemiaceae. Gene Ontology annotation, molecular function: L-glutamate dehydrogenase (NADP+) activity; calcium ion binding. Gene Ontology annotation, cellular component: cytosol. The record is from RefSeq and is a predicted model, not a curated record.